UAGAGUUGGGCCGGCACAAGAACACAUCCCCGCACACCCCACCACUGCGGCUUGUAAGAACAACUUGGAGUGGGAGAAAGAGCUGGGGGCUGGAGCCUCCCGCUGUGAUGUGAAGGGUGCAGUGCUUGUGAAUGGGGAUGGGACGGACAUUGGAAGUGAGAAUAGCCGGCAUCUGCAGAGCUGGGGAAACCCGGUAUCAGUGUGAGCACUGGAAGCCUGGGGAGAGAAGGGAGUGAAACUGAAAUACAAUGUUAGUAAUGGCUGUGAUGAUGAGAGUUUGGGAAGUGAAAAGGGCUUGGGAAAAACAAACUGAGGAAUGCAAAGUUGAGCAAGGUUAACAGGGAUGUCCUUACCUAGAAGAAGAGGUAAGGGGAGCCUGGAAGGACUCAGGGAGAGUUCCACCCUGCCAGGACUGAAAGUAGCAGGGGAAGCAGGCUGAAGAGGUUUAUUUUCUGGUACCUCUGGGUGCGUCUUACUGUUACCCGUAGAUGAUUUUUGUAAUAGUUGUAGCAGCUACUGGCAAGAGAAGUUUACUUUUUUUUUGGACCAAUUAAAUACAGGCUAGGAGAACAAGUAGGAAUAUAUAAAUUCUUGUACAUGCCGGGUUCUCCAAAACGAUUAUUUGGGCAUGACAUGUUAGAAUAGUUGAAUGUGGAGAUUAAAUUCAGUAGAGACGAUUGGACCUACUUGUCAAGCAAGAGCAAUGGACUGAAAAUUUUAAGUCUGGCUUUAACACAAACUGGGAAAAGCAAUGUUGUACUCCCAGAAGUUACGUAAAUCCUACAUUGGGUAUACACAGGAUUGCAGGCAUCAGGGAUGCCUGGCAGAGCCAAAAAUGCAGCCCAAUGAAAGUUAAGUUAAAGAUGGGAGCCAGCCCAACCAGGGUAAAGCAAUGCCUUUUGAGGAUACGAUAUUGUAGGAGGGUAAAAGAAAUAAUAACUUUUUGGAUUUUGGAUUACUAAUUGGAUAGAAAUCCAAAUACAACACCCAAUCUUGCAAAUGAAAAAUUGGAUGGCAAGAGCUAUCGUUUGGUACAAGGUUUGAGGGCAAUUAAUAGAAAAGUUGAAUAUAUACAACACAUGGUGUAUAUCUUUAUUAACCAAGUUAAGGAAUAAGUAGGUGGGUUUUACCGUUCUGGACUUGAAGUACACCUUUUUCUGCCUGGUUUUGCAAAAGAAAGUCUAAAAUUAUUUGCCUUUGAAUAGAAAAACUCAAAUAUGGAGAGAAGAAAAAAAAAAUAAUAAUUAAAAGUAAUAAUAAUAAUAAUAAUUCAGUUAACCUGCACAGUGUUACCCAGGGUUGUGAGAACAGCCCAAUGAUUUUUGAGAACUGGUCAACUCGUGAGCCUGAGAUUUGGGUUCACCAUCUCACAGUGGAACUUUACUGCAGUACGUGGAUGCUACAGUAACAAAGGGCUGUGUGCAAUAGACUGUGAGCUUGCUGAAUUUCUUGAUUUAAAUGGCUAUCAAGUUUCUCAACAGAAAGAACAACUGAUCAAAGAGAAGGAAGCAACUUGCUGAACACCCAGAACACCAACGCAGAGCUGCCUCCAAGCCAGCAAUGUGCGACUGCAUGGAGGCUGUCUGUGCAAGUUGGUCAGAGCUACAGGAGGAACCGUUGGACGAUGCUGAGGAGUCCUGGACGAUGCUGAGGAGUCCUGGAUUCAUCGACGGAAGCAGUUUUGUGAAGACAAGGAAACCGUAAGGCAGGACAUGCAGUAACUGCUACUGACAGGGUAAUUGAAGCACAACCAUUACCUGUGGGGACUUCCACUCAGAAGGCUGAAAUAAUUGCCUUGACAAGAACCUUAAAUAUAUGGAUGGAUGCUAAAUAUGCUUUUGGGGUGGUACCCACUCGUGGUACCAUCUGGAAAGAGCAAGGAUUGUUUACACACAAGGAAAACAAAUUCAGCAUGAUGUAAAUCUACCAAAGAACAUCAUGGCUGUUAUACAUUGUAAAGGACAUCAGAAGAGUGACACUGUACAGGAAACUGGAAAUAUGAUGAUGAAUCAGGUGGCAAAACAGGCAGCUGAAGGAAAAGAAAUUGGUGAACAGCUUUAAUUCCAGACGGUACACUUGAAAUACCUGAACCUUAGUCAGAACCUAUAAGGUACUCUAGAAAGGAUAGGAAUCUAAUGAAUGAAGGGAAGAGAGCAAGCUGACAGAUGGGUGCAUACCCAGAUGGACACACUGUUGUGCCCGUUAGUAUUUUAUAGCAUUUGGUUCUAAGGGAACAUAAUAAAACAUGGGGGGGUUCAGACACCAGAAAGUAACUGUACAAUCCUAGUACCAGGAACAGGGUACGAGUGGGGCUUGUUGGAAAGGGAACCUUCCAGGACAACAAUUGCAAAUUGAUUUUUUUUUAACUGCCAGGAAAAAUGAGGGUUUUGAUAUAUGCUAGUUGUAACCAAUACCCUUUCAGGGUGACCAGAAGCAUUCCCUUGCAGGACCAAUAGAGCCAAGAAAGUAACCAAGGUGCUUUUGCAGGAGAUUAUUCCAAGGUUUGGGUGUCCUGCAACAAUACCCUUCAACCAGGGAACUCGUUUUAUUGCAGAGAUUGUCCAAGAGGUCAGCAAGCAUUGGGAAUAAAUUGGCAAUUGCACACAGCACACAGACCACAGGCGAGUGGUCAGGGGGAAAAGAUGAACUGUCUAAUUAAAUCACAGGGUGUAAAACUGGGACAGGAAGCUGGACUAUCCUGAUCACAGUUGUUGCCUUUGGCUCUCCUUAGUACCAGAACAAAACCUAGAGCCAAAGAUGGGUUAAGUCCUUUCAAAAUACUGUACAGAAGGCCUUAUGUUGUACAAAAGGGGAUUUCUACCCAAGUAGGGAGCAAAAUACUAACUGAGCAUGUGAUUAGUCUGCAGGAAUAGCUUUGAGAAAAAGAGAAACUGGUUCUAGGAACUAGAGCCCAAGGCCUUGAUAUGGCUCGAUAAUAUGUAUGUAACAAAUCUCUUUUAAGAUUCGCCCCUGGGACCAAGGUGGGUAGGUCUGUUCCAGGUGCUGCUAACAUCCCACACAACAGUGAAAGCAUUGUGGAUAUAUCAUACUAGAGGUAAGAAGGUCCCUCAAACAGAAUGAGAACUGAAAUCAGCUGGACCCUUAAAAUUGUGAAUCUAAGGACAGAAAUGUGGGCUCUUGUAACUGUUAGAAAUUUUGAUUUGAUGAGUGCAGCAUUUGAUGUAAAUACUUAUGUAUUACAUAUCAAUAUUGUUUGGUAUGUGGGCAAGCUAAGGAUUUAAACUUUUUUUCUUCUUGUUGUUCCUGAUGAUUUUAAGGCAAGAAAUCAAACUGUUGCAGGGUUUGAGUCACUGUCCUGGUGGGUGAUGAUCAACAAGAAUGUAGAUUGGGUUAACUACAUCUGUUAUAAUCAAUGGAGAUUUACAAAUUAUACAAGGAGUGCAAUAAAGAGAAUUGCAGGACAGUUAUAUGCCACAAGUAGGGUGGCCUGAGAAAAUAGGAUCUCCUAAGAUAUGAUAAAGGAAUGUAUAUGUAACACUGGGUACUCGUUGUUGCACCUUUAUCCCAAUAACACAGCUCUGGAUGACAUAAUAAUGAAGGCAGUGCAAGGACUUGGUGCCACCCUUGGCAAUGAAGUGGCAGAAAAGAAAUCAGGAAUAGAUACUUCUGUCACUGGAUGGUUGGAGUUCUGGUUUGGUAAAUGGAAAGGGGUGAUUGUAUCUACAUUUACUUCUUUGAUAGUAGCAGCAGGAGCCUUGAUGGCCACUGGUUGCUGUGUUACCCCCUUUGUGAGGGGACUAGUAGAGUGAGCACUAAUAGAUAGUAAUAUAGAUAUAAUAAUUACUAUAAUAAUGUAGAUAAUAAUGAUAGAGAGAGCACUAUUGAAGCAAGCACUAAGGGAGCCAUGACAUUUGGAAAAAAUUUUGGUAUUAGAGGAGAUGGGAGAUAAAGAAAGUGAAGAUGAGGGCGAUGUCUAUAAAAGUGAACCUUAAAGAAUUGCAGAAAUCAACAAUGUAUAAAAAAGAAAAAGGGGGGAAUUGUGGGAAUCAAGUGUUGUUUCUGCAUUAGAAUUGUAUAAUAUUAUUUUUAUUUUAUGAUCUCCGCUAUCAUAGUUCCCAGGAACACACUGUAUAUAUGUGUAUAUAUGUACAUUUUGUCAUACACACUGCAAGAAUAUCCUGCACGAGAGCAAACCAGAGAACAAGUCAUGGCAGCCCGAGGAAGCGCCUGACAUUGGGAAGGCCUGACAUCAUCCCCCAGUGCUCUUUGUUUAACGAUGAUGACUUUAAAGAAAAUCACCAUAUCAAUAGGACCAGGAGAGCACCGAGACAUCUUGGAGACAACAGGAUGACUGCUGACUGGCACCAGAUAACAAGUAAAUAGCAAAUGUAAACCUUCUGAUAAGAUUGUGAACCUGGAGUACCCAGCCAGUGGGGAAACAGGGGAGGGGGAAGGCAAGGGGGAGUAAACAGGGUAUAAAGGCUGCCAUGUUGUGUCCAUAGGCGCGCUCCUACUUGUGGGACGCCCGCCAUUGCAAUCGCGAAUAAAUUCUGCUUUUAUCAGAGAUACCGUCCUGACAAAAUUACUUGGAUUAUUUCCAACAACACUGUACAUGGGAAGUUUAAGAAUAUUUGUAGAGACAAGUUGUACAUACGCAAGAAUAUGAGAGGAUAUUUUGACUGAUUCUGAGAAAGUAGGUGUAGAUGUGGGAAUCAAAUGUUGUUUUGGCAUUAGAAUUGUAUAAUAUUAUUUUUAUUUUAUGAUCUCCGUUAUCAUAGUUCAUUUUGGGAGUCCCUCUACUUAACUUGGGGAAGAUCUCUGAUAAGUUUACAUCACUUAUCUUAUAGACGAACCUUCCCAGGAACACACUCUGUAUAUAGGUGUAUAUAUGUAUAUUUUGCCAUACACACUGCAAGAAUAUCCUGCAUGAGAGCAAACCAGAGAACAAGCCAUGGCAUGCCCGAGAAAGCGCCUGAAGAAACAUUGGGAAGGCCUGACAUCAUCCCCCAGUGCUCUUUGUUUAACUAUGAUAAUGACUUUAAAGAAAAUCACCAUAUCAAUAGGACAAGGAGAGCACCGAGACAUCUUGGAAACAACAGGAUGAUUACUGACUGACACCAGAUAACAAAUAAAUGAACAAGUAAAUAGCAAAUGUAAACCUUCUGAUAAGAUUGUGAACCAGCCAUAAGAUUGUGUACCCAGCCAGUGGGGAAACAGGGGAGGGGGCAGGCAAGGGGGAGCAAACAGGGUAUAAAGGCUGCCAUGUUGUGUCCAUAGGCACGCUCCUACUUGUGGGACGCCCGCCAUUGCAAUCGCGAAUAAAUUCUGCUGUUAUCAGAGAUACCGUCCUGACAAAAAUUACUUGGAUUAUUUCCAACAUAGAUUAUUCUGAUAUUGCAAGUUCCAACAUGUUACUGUCAUAUUCUCCACCCCAAUUGCUGAGUUAUUGUGAUUGCAGCUCUUGUUCCUAGUUGUAGUGAUACAGCAAGGAACCAGUAAGUGAGCAUGAGUGCCAGAAGCAUCUGUUUCGCCUUUGUUCACUCUACACCUCCUUACAUGGUACAUAAUUCCAAAACAAUUCUACAGAAAUAUGUUCCAUAUCAAUUCCCCCCUUUUCUAUAAUCUAGCAAGCGUCACGUCGCUAGAUGAUGCCAUUCUGUCCUGGGGAUUUAUGAAAAACAUGAAAAACAAGCCCCGCUCUCCAUCUUUUGGCGUAUCUUAUGCUGUUUCCAUUAAACACACUCAAGAAACAACGUAACAACGCAUACGAAUAUUCCAAGAGUAAGACUGCGCGCACCAUGAAGAGUGGCUUUAGCCAGGCAAAGCUCGCUAACCAACUGGUUAAUCUGCUCCACAGUUCUGUAGGUCCAGACGAGGUAUUAUCCAAAAUAACGUGGUGGAUCACCUGAGUUUGUUCCCACAGUUCAGCAUGCACAUCUGUUUCUUUUCUUUGAGUUUUCUCAGUUUUGAUUACUUCCAGCGUGCACCCCUCCUUCUUUGGCUGUCAGGAGAUCAAGAGCCGUUCCAUUCUGCAAUACUACUUGAUGAAGAGAGGACACCUCUGUCUGCAGUCCAAGUAUAGCAUCCAUAGUUGAGUUCUUGAUAUUCUCUAGUGUAGCUGCUAUACUGACAAUUGCCUUUUCUGAUUCCUUUACUCCUAGGCUAGGAAUAAACCAUCCCAUAAAACUAUGGAACCCAGAGGGCCUGUCUAUAAGGGGGUUAUUCCCCGCUUCACCCUUUUCCAAGAGGUUCUCAGUAUCCCUGGAGGAGGAGCUGUUCCAUUGAAGCACUAAUAUCCUCCUACAUAAUGUCCUUCUAGUUCUCAGAAACGGUCUUACACUGAGGCCUGUCUAUAGCUGUACACUGAAUUCAGGUCCUUUUUCCUACUGUCACCAUCAUAUUUGUACACCUACGCCUACUUCCUGCUCCACCCCAUGGUGUCCAAUUGGUGGAGGGAGUCCCACACUGAGGGAUUUCCAUUCCUCCAUCUCUUGGUAAGGCUGUACAUAUCCUGCAAUCAGGGAGCUUUAGGCUAACCGCUAUGCUGUCAAGGUCAAGCUGACCAGCGGCAAACCUGAGGAGGGUGGCUGACGGAGGUGAGUGGCCUGUGUGCCACGGGACGGCACGAGAGGGAUGAGCCCAGCUCUAGUGCCAUCUCCUUCAGGGCAGGAUGGAAGAUCCAGCACUGUUGCAUGCAGCAAAAGGGUCACGAUUAAUGAGACACUUGACCAAGAGCAUGUUGUUCCAGUUCACUGUGCACGAUGAAAGCUUUUGUUCUGCACAAACAACAGACUCUGUGUCUAACUGCCACAGGUAAACCUUAACUGCUUUGCCCUCCCCAACCUGUAGGAGGACCUUUGGAUAGGAAAGGGCAUAGAGAGUGUUUAACCAGUAUUCCAUAGUUGUAUAUCCAUAUGCAACACCACCUUGUCAUCCCUAGAGAAGUCCGGAGCUCCUUUGCUGUUGGCAAUUCCACAGUCUGGCAAGUUGCUUCCUUCCUCGUUGUUCUCUAGGGUUUGGGAUCCAGCAGCCACUCCAUAACCCACAUAGGUUGCUUAUGGCCGUGCCAUCCGGGCUUUCUGUGGAGAAAGUCGAUAGCCAUGAAGUCUGAGAAAGUUUCCUAGACUAAUUGUCCUUGCUAUGCAUGCCUCCUUUGUUUUGGUAGCCUUCAGAAGGUCAUCCAUGUACUGUGGAUGAAGUUCCUUGUCCUGGAGCCAUAGCCACUGCUCCAGGCCUUUGGCAAGUUGGUUCCUGAAAAGAGUGGGGCUAUUUUGAACACUGCGGGAAGCAAACAUUAGCUGAUUCUCUGGACUCAGUGGUAGACAAAAGACGGCAUCUUCUAGGUCCAGAAGGGUAAACCAUGCCAAUUCACCUGAUAAUUCUGUAUGCUACCAAUGGGUAUAAGUCCUACACUGUUCUAUUGAUGGCCCUUAAAUCUUGUACUCACGCUCCAAUAACAACCCGAAUUUCUGAAAACUGUCAGUUAUUGGCUGGAUUCCUUUCCCACCUCCGAAUUUGAGGGGGUACUGCUCAAUCCGAACCGGCUGAGCUCCCUGCUUUAUUCCCAUUGCUAUUGGUGCUGCAUUCUUAGCUCUUCCUGGGGUUUCUGCCACCCACACCCCAGGACACACUUGAUCACUUCCUUUGCCUGGGAUCCUGCUCCCAGCAGGGGUAGUGAGCAAUGCAAAAAACUAAGCACCUCUGUGAACUGUUCUUCUUCUUGUACCUUAAAUUCUAAUUCUCCUUUCAACUUGAUUUCAGCUUCCAGUUGUUCUAGUAAAUCUUGCCCUAGAAAAGGCUUUGGUGAAUUUGGCACCAAAAAAAUUUGUGUAUUCCUACCUGUUUGCCUAUACUAAGUUGUAAAGGCUUAAGAAAGUAAACCUGCUCAGGUUUGCCAGUGGCUUCCCUUACGGUUACAAAUUCAUCACUUUCAUGCAAAUUCACACACAUUCAUCUGGAGUUAGAGAAGUAUUUAACACCCAGUAAGUUGCUCCAGUUACUACACAUUCCACGCUUUGCUGCAAUUCCUUCCUUAGCUUAAUCUUCUCCACCCUUAACUGUCAUUGCAUCUGUUACCAAAUCCAGUGCCUCUUUUGCACAAACUGCUUUCCCGUUCAACGGGGAUGGAACCCUCCUGGGCCUUUCCAGCUCCCCCCCUUCAGCUCUUCCUGAGGAGAUCUCUGGGUCCUAGAGCCCUGCUCUCAGCUCCUCCCCUCCUAAGGCUUCCCGGGCUAACACUGGCAGAUCAAGUUUCCCAGGUCCCUCCAGAUGAAGGCUAUUUCGGCUCAUCUCCUGCCUUCACAAGAACACCAUUAACUGCUAAAUGGUCAUCAGCUUCCAACCACCAUUAAUUUCUCACAGGGUCCUCAGGCUCCCCAGAAAUACCGGAAGUGGGGGUUGCCUCGGAACUUCCUUUCCCCGUGCUCCUCCAUACUCAAUUUCAUUGAUUCUUUGUUGUUCCCCAAAGUCCACACCUCACAGCUACCAUGUUAGUGUGACCAAAUGCAUAUUCCUCUUUAAACCCCAGACCACAACGCCAACCAAAAUGCCAGUUUCCUCUAUUGCACAGUAAUUCCUGGACAGGACUACAGGUCAGGCCUCAGAUAACAAAUACAGGCUUAAGCAACUAUCCAGUUAAACUCCAUUCCCACAUUCACACCACUCGCCUUUGAUCCAAUAUUUAGCAUUCACACCUGACAGCAGCAGCUUAUAAAGUCUCUUUUGCUGGGUAAUGGACGGCACGGGAACACCGAAUUCCCUGGGCAAGAGCUAAAACCAACGUCUCCCAGCAACAAGAGCACUUUUAUUGUAUGUGGAAUUCCACAAGCAAUAAUUUUAUAACAGAUACACUUAACAAUCACAAGGAUAAUGACAAUGAAAAACCAGUUUGGACAUUUACUCAUCACAUGAUCCUACCAGGCCCCUUCCUGGCAGCUAACUGCAAACGCCCCCAGAUACAUUUUGUUGUAAUGAUUUUCCAAAGUAUUACAAAGCUUACAUUCCUGAGCGCAUUAUAGCCUCACUCACAGGGUGCCUUGCAAGAUUUCACCUGUGAAGUUCUUGGAAUUCUCGAGAUACCUCCCGCAGUGGGACCUUGCUCCUGAGAAGUGUGCUCCCACACCGACUGCCAUCACCCAACCUACACCCAUGGAUCCACCUUCAAGGGGAGCACCCUCACUCCUUCACCUCCACAUAGGACGUCACCUUAAGACACAUGGCCCCCUGUACUUGUAACAAACCUGGUCCAUACCAGGCCUCAUUCGCUGCCCAACAGUGGAUGUGUGGGUCUCAAGAGUUUUUAGCAGAGCCGGCCCUCGUACAGCAGACAGCUUAACCAUGCUCAUGCCUUGCACAGAAGACCAAAUUGAGAAAGCAGGAUAGGAAGUUGUUGGAAAUAGAACUCACUUGCUCAGCGAGUAGAAACGUGACAUCAGUGCCAUGGGCAGCGCUCAGUGAGCAAGUGAGCCAGCUGCAGGGUGAUGCUGCCCUCGAGAGCAGGCAGCCGGAGAUUGCCUCUUGCUGGGAGCUGCUCGCGGGUGAGGGGAGUUAAAGGAACGCCAGGACAGCAACGUGGGGACGUGUGACCACAAGGCUGUGCAAAUGUCCCCAGCAAAGGAAGCAAAGAGACCCAGCAGACAGCGACGCUUCAUUAGCGUAACAAAACGCAGCCCCCAUCCCUCCCUUCCCCGGGUGCAGAUGUGCCAGGAGAACGAGCUGUGAAACUGCCCAAGGCCUGGCAGCCGGCUCGGGGCGUGCUCGCUGUGGGAACUGCUGCCCGGCACCUGAGGCUGUGCCGAAGCGGCCAGAGCCUGGCCGGAAGCCAUCCGGGCAGCACGGCGGUGGCAGGAGGAGCAGCAAGGCCGUGCUGCGGCCAGCUCCGGGCUGAGGGCACUCGGCAUCCUCUGCUCUCCGCGACUCGCAGGAGCCCGGUUGCCUGCACCAGAGGCGGGAGCAGCCUGCUCCGCACCCGAGAAGAUCUGUGUCAGCAAGGUGUCUUGAUAGCAAGCUGAGAGGGAUCUCUGUACAGCUGUGACCUUGAGAGACAUCCCUGCUUGUGGGGAGAUCCUGUCGUUCAGCCCAUUGCUGUGCAGAAGAGCUCGAGGGACGCUUGCGCUGUACCCUGUUUAGGGGCUCCGGUUCAACUUCUGCCUUCCAGCAAUGGUCAUCUCACCUGCAGGAGAGCCGCAGAUGGCCACAGCACAUCCAUCUCAGGAGCCCGUGAGCUUUGCGGAGGUGGCCGUGUAUUUCUGCAGGGAGGAGUGGGCGCUGCUGGACCCUGCGCAGCGAGCGCUCUACCGGGACGUGAUGCUGGAGACGUACCAGUGCGUGGCCUCGCUGGCUCCACUUCCAGCCCCCAGACCAGUGCUGAUCUCCCUGCUUGAAGGCGGGGAAGAGCCCUGGAUCCCAGAUGUGCGUAGCCCUGAGGCCGUGCCAGGAGACCUCAGCCCAGCAGGAACUGGGGUUACAGAUCUACUGGAGGAUCUGCAGGAAAGUGGUGUGUCCAAAAGGCGAUGGGGUGGUGUCUGUGUGGAAGAAAUCAGAAGGGAUGUCCAAGGAGGCGUGGAGCAAGGUCAGGCUGAGCACAUCACCACGAUGCCACUGGGAAAGUGUCUGCAAGAGAAAGGAAGGAGCCCACUGGACUCGAACAUAGGUCAAAAGGAGCGUGAAGAACCCAGGAGCAAGGAUGUGUGCCAGAAGGAAAAGCAGAACCCAUGUACAGGGUGUGGAAACAGCUUUGAAAAAGAUUCCAGCAUUGUUAACCACCAGUGUGUACGCUCAGCAAUGAGUGCAUACAAGUGCUCUGAUUGUGGGAAGAGCUUCAAAUGGAGAUCCCAACUCACCUACCACCAACGCAUCCACACAGGAGAGAGACCCUACAGGUGCUCUGAGUGUGGGAAGAGCUUCAAAAGCAGUUAUGUAUUGAAGCUGCACCAGCGUAUGCAUUCAGGGGAGAAACCCUACAAGUGCCCUGAGUGUGGAAAGAACUUCAUAAGCAGUUCUGAAUUGAAGCUGCACCAGCGUUUGCACUCAGAGGAGAGACCCUACAAGUGCUCUGAUUGUGGGAAGAGCUUCAAAUGGAGAUCCCAAGUCACCUACCACCAACACAUCCACACAGGAGAGAGACCCUACAGGUGCUCUGAGUGUGGGAAGAGCUUCAAACACAAUUCUGCUUUUAAGUGUCACCAGCGAAUCCACACCGGAGAGAGACCCUACAAGUGCUCUGACUGUGGGAAGAGCUUCAAAAAGGGAUCCCAACUCACCUACCACCAACGCAUCCACACCGGAGAGAGACCCUACAGGUGCUCUGAGUGUGGGAAGAGCUUCAAACACAGUUCUGCUUUUAAGUGCCACCAGCGCAUCCACACAGGAGAGAGACCCUACAAGUGCUCUGAGUGUGGGAAGAGCUUCAUUAGUAGUUCUGAACUGAAGCGGCACCAGCGCAUCCACAAAGGAGAGAAACCCUACAAGUGCCCUGAGUGUGGGAAGAGCUUUACACGCAGAUCUACUCUCAAUACCCACAAGCACAUCCACACCGCACACAGGCUGUAGAAGCAUCUCAAGAUACGGAGAACCUUCAAAAGCAGUUUCAGCCUCGUUACCUAUCAGCACAGCCACACAAGAUACAGAGCCUGCAGAGCCCAGAACGUGGGAAGAGCUUCAGGCAGAGCCCCAGCCUGGUGACCAACUAUGGAUUUGUGUAGUGAUGAACCUUACAAAUCCCUUGAGCAGAGGAAGAGCUCUGCGGCCAAUCUAAAUCCUCUUUCUCCUUCUUUGCAUGAGAAUUAUGCACAUUGCUCUCCUUCAGCUGCAGUUGCUGUGUUGAGUGGCCAUACAGAGGAGAAUCCAGAGCGGGAUGUGUCACAGCCAGUCAAAAAGUUCUGCCAGGUGGCACGUUUCUGCCAGGGCUGUGUGCAAGGAGAGACACCUCUUACCUCCCCCGUAGAAACUCCUGUGCUGUGGGGCAGCAGGUGAGGACCCAAAGGAAACCUCAGCUGGGCUGAUAUGUCACCAGGAAGGAAGAAAUCCUGUCUGUAGGCUGUGUGGGAAGAGCUUCAUCUGGAGCUCAACCCUCAGUAGAUCCCAGAGAACCAAGCAGUGAGAGUCCCAGUGAGUGCCUUGACUGCAGGAAGAGGUGUGUCCAGAGCUGGGAGCUCAACACACACCUGUGGAUUCACAUGAGGAACCCUACAAAUGUGCAGCCUGCAAGAAGAGUUUUGGCCACACCUCAGACCUGCUGAGCUACCAGAGUGUCUGCACUUGGGAGAAGUACAGUGAGUUCACGUGGCAGGAAGCCUUAGAAAUGCCUCGCAUGUGAGAAGGGCUUUGUGCAGUGGGCAGAGUUCCUCACUGGCCCUACAAGUGUUCCUGGUGCAUGACUGGCACCCUCUGCAGAAGGGACUUAACCCAGGAGCUUCAGAUGGCCUUUCCUUGCUACCCAGAGCAGUUCUCUCACCAUGCCCGGUUUCUUCUGCUCUUCCUGCCAGCAGCUUUUUGAUGCCGUUUCCUAAGGAGAAGUGGCUGUGCAGGGAUGUUCUGUGUGUCUGUGUGCAUGUGUUGCUCUCAGUAAUUUGUGAGUGCACUGAUGAACCUGAGAGAAGGGUCAGGAGAGCAGUAACGUGGCUGUUGGAGGUUUUCUGAGAAUCAUCUGUAGUGGAAGGCGUAGAGGAUGAAUAAAGAAGCUGAGUUGUUCUGAAUCUUUCUUCAGUGUAGUCUUGUUUGUUGUUCUUACAAUGAAUGUCAGCAUGUGGAAUGAGGAGAGGGAAAGGUGCAAGCAGGAUUUGGUUUGGGUGCCACCUCCAGACCAGUGCUUGCUUCUGUAGAAGGCGUUUUGUUCAUACAAUCCUA
Molecule: messenger RNA, 12807 nt
Organism: Lagopus muta (rock ptarmigan)
Lineage: Eukaryota; Metazoa; Chordata; Aves; Galliformes; Phasianidae
Product: zinc finger protein 664-like
Exons: 6
Coding region: 10120-11511 (463 amino acids)
Biological process (GO): negative regulation of transcription by RNA polymerase II; regulation of immune system process; regulation of cytokine production
Cellular component (GO): nucleus
Molecular function (GO): RNA polymerase II cis-regulatory region sequence-specific DNA binding; DNA-binding transcription factor activity, RNA polymerase II-specific
Source: RefSeq, a predicted model, not a curated record